AUGGCUCCACUAUUUCCCUUUGUGGUAAUAUCACGGCGUGUGACCCCUGAGCAGCUCCGGCUCGAGAAGCCCGUACUCUACAUGGCCAUCAUGAUGGUUGCAUGCCAGAGUGACGUGCAUCGGCAGCUCAGCAUCGCCCGGAUAGUCAGGCAAGAGAUCAGCCAGGCGGUAUUGAUUCGCUCGGAAAGAAGCCUGGCGCUGUUGGAGGGGUUGUUGUUGUACAUAGCUUGGAAUCACGUACAUCUCCAGCUGGGCCACCAACUCCUCCUUCUCCAGCACAUGGCCAUCGCCAUGCUCACAGAUCUCGGCCUGAACAAAGAGCCGCAUUUCCGUCCAAAGACCGCCGCAGGCGCCUUUAGAGAGGCUGGGCCUCAGGUCGCCAUGGAACCUGCCCGGACACUGGAGGAGCGCAGAGUGUUCCUCGGCGUUUUCUGGGUAACUUCGUUGACGAAAACCUGCUUCAAAGAGAUGCAGGCCCUGAGAUUCACCAACUACGCUGAGUCCUGUUGCCGGAUCCUUGAAAACGCGACGAACCACCCGAACGACACAUACCUUGUCCAUGUCGUGCGCUUACAGCAACGGGUAGAGAGAGUGGGAGACAUUCUAUACAGCGAAGACCUAGACACCGUAUCCGGCAUGAACCCUCCUUUGGCGAUGAUCAUCUCGUCGCUGGAGAAGGAGGUUUCAGAUGCUACAACCGGCCUACCAUCGAACAUACGGCAGACUCCCUUGCUCCAAAUGUCCUACCGCAUGCUCCAACUAUACCUCUACAAGAUCGCGCUCGAUGACCGUCUUUUCCCACCCCAGUCUCCCUACGCCACGCUCCGCACCAACCUCCUCUUCUCCUGUCUCGCCGCCAUCGAAUCCCUAGUCUCGCUCUUCUUCGAGCUCCCAGCGCAAACAAUUCUCUCACUACCCUACCCGAACUGGGGCCAGGUGGGCCACGCAAUGCUAAUAUUGUCGCGGCUCGCAGAGGUCAAGCACGGGACGUGGGACACCGGAGUCGUGUCCAGCGUGCUAGAUCACCGCGAGACGUUCAGACGGUUGGCUAGGAGAUUAGAAGAGGUGAUGGCUGUGGGCGCGAAGGAGACGCCGCCAAGGAGUUUUCCGGAGGUUUUUGCACUUAUGAUUGAUAAGCUGCGGGAUCUGGGGAGUUCGGAGGGACGCCGGGAAGAUGAGGCGCUUAUGGAUGGUGAGGAUUUGAAUCAUAUGCUAUGUGAGGAUGAGAUGAUGGGUGGUAUACUGUUUGACUUUUUUGAUCUGGGUCAAGGAGUCUAA
Trematosphaeria pertusa is the source of this 1278-nucleotide messenger RNA. RefSeq lists its product as uncharacterized. Gene Ontology annotation, cellular component: nucleus. Gene Ontology annotation, biological process: regulation of DNA-templated transcription. The transcript has 3 exons. Gene Ontology annotation, molecular function: DNA-binding transcription factor activity, RNA polymerase II-specific; transcription cis-regulatory region binding. Bases 1 to 1278 code for a protein of 425 amino acids. NCBI's taxonomy places the organism in Eukaryota, Fungi, Ascomycota, Dothideomycetes, Pleosporales, Trematosphaeriaceae. The record is from RefSeq and is a predicted model, not a curated record.